CCGGACCAAAUCCAUUCCGAUUUAAAACGGAAAAGCCCAGCUGCCCCCAUUCCUCCCCUGCAAUUCCCACCACCACCGGCGUAAGCCACGAUGCUGCUGGUAAGCCAGGCCGCGAACGGCUCCCUCUCCGCGCGGCGGCUGCCUUCCAAGCCAGCCGCCAGCCACCGGAGCGCCAACCCCUACCCUCUCUUCGCCAACCCCCGCGUCGCGCGCCGCCGCCUCGCGCUCUCCGGCGUCGCCGACGCGCGUGACGCGCCCCGCCGCGCGUCCUCCGCGCCGCCCCCGCCCCUCGCGGCCGCGGGGGAGGGGCCCUCCGGCUCCCCCGCCGCCGCCGAGGACCCCACCGUCCUCGUCGGCGUCUCCGACGACCGCGUGCCCCUCGAGGGCGUCAUCCAGGUCGAGAGGCCCGGCGACGGCGCCGCGCAGUCCAAGCUCGUCUCCUACGCGAAGGUGGGGCUUUUGGCCGGAGGGGAUCUACUUUGCCUUCUGGUCUUCUCUGCGAUAGGAAGGCUGAGCCAUGGGCUGCCCGUUCUUGACGCCGAGACGUUCAAGACGGCCGACCCGUUCAUUGCUGGUUGGUUGCUUAGCUCCUACCUCCUCGGUGGGUUUGGAGAUGAUGCAAAAGGAAGCAAUGGUGUGGGAAAUGCUGUAACUGUUGUGGCAAAAUCCUGGGUUGUCGGGAUACCGUUAGGAAUUGCCAUUCGUUCAGUGGCAUCUGGGCAUCUUCCACAAACUCCUUUUAUCUUGGUGGCCAUGGGGAGUACUGGGGUUUUGUUAACUGCUUGGCGAGCUCUGGCUUCCCAACUUCUUUCCACUGGACAGAGCAAGAAGGAUGAUGUCUACAAGAAGGGAAACCCCUUCGAGCUUUUUGAGUUGCUCACAUCGCUGGUAAGGAGGUGGUGACAUCUGAAAUUGAAAAUGGAGAUGAUUACCAUUGACCACUAGGUCCGACAAUCUAUUGUGUAAGUACAAUUUUGAAGGUGAAGACGACCGGAUUAGAACAUAGUUGGAGCAUAUGGAGGACCGGAUUCUUUGACAAGAUCGCAUGAGGCGAAUCACGUAUGAUAAUAUUAAGAUGUAGCUGAUCAACCACUUAUAAUUAUGUUCAGCUUGACUCUUAUCAGUCUAAUUCUAAUGAAUAAACUGUGUCUCUUCUCUUGA
Molecule: messenger RNA, 1161 nt
Organism: Brachypodium distachyon (stiff brome)
Lineage: Eukaryota; Viridiplantae; Streptophyta; Magnoliopsida; Poales; Poaceae
Exons: 5
Coding region: 91-903 (270 amino acids)
Source: RefSeq, a predicted model, not a curated record